Orycteropus afer afer is the source of this 1218-nucleotide messenger RNA. It is a transcript of the gene HSD11B2, whose product is annotated as hydroxysteroid 11-beta dehydrogenase 2. Lineage: Eukaryota; Metazoa; Chordata; Mammalia; Tubulidentata; Orycteropodidae. The transcript is spliced from 5 exons. Bases 1 to 1218 code for a protein of 405 amino acids. Gene Ontology annotation, molecular function: oxidoreductase activity. The record is from RefSeq and is a predicted model, not a curated record.
AUGGAGCGCUGGCCUUGGCCGUCGGGCGGCGCCUGGCUGCUCGUGGCGGCCCGCGCGCUGCUGCAGCUGCUUCGCGCAGACCUGCGUCUGGGCCGCCCGCUGCUGGCGGCUCUGGCGCUGCUGGCCGUGCUCGACUGGCUGUGCCAGCGCCUGCUGCCCCCGCUGGCCGCGCUCGCCGUGCUGGCCGCUGCCGGCUGGAUCGCGUUGUCCCGCCUGGCGCGGCCGCCGCGCCUGCCCGUGGCCACUCGCGCGGUGCUCAUCACCGGUUGUGACACUGGCUUUGGCAAGGAGGCAGCCAAGCAACUGGACACCAUGGGCUUCAUGGUGCUGGCUACUGUGUUGGACUUGGAUGGCCCUGGUGCCCGUGAGCUGCGUGCCUGCUGUUCCCCUCGCCUAAAGCUGCUGCAGAUGGACCUGACCAAGCCAGGGGACAUUAGCCGUGUUUUGGAAUUCACCAAGGCCCACACCUCCAACACUGGCCUGUGGGGCCUGGUCAACAAUGCGGGCCACAAUGACGUUGUGGCCGAUGUGGAGUUGUCACCAGUGGCCACAUUCCGAAGCUGCAUGGAGAUCAACUUCUUUGGUGCACUUGAGUUGACCAAGGGCCUCCUGCCGCUGCUACGCCGCUCCAGGGGUCGCAUCGUGACUGUGGGCAGCCCGGCUGGAGACAUGCCAUAUCCCUGCUUGGCGGCUUACGGGACCUCCAAGGCGGCCAUGGUGCUGCUCAUGGACACGUUCAGCUGUGAACUCCUGCCUUGGGGGGUCAAAGUCAGUGUCAUCCAGCCUGGUUGCUUCAAGACAGAGUCUGUGCUGAACGAGGGUCGGUGGGAGAUUCGCAAGCGUCUGCUGUUGGCUAACCUGCCCCGAGAGCUGCUGCAGGCUUAUGGCGAGGACUACAUCGAACACCUGCACGGGCAGUUUUUGCAUUCGCUGCGCCUGGCGCUCCCUGACCUCAGUCCCGUUGUAGACGCCAUCACUGAUGCGCUGCUGGCAGCGCAGCCUCGGCGCCGCUAUUACCCGGGCCGAGGCCUGGGGCUCAUGUACUUUAUCCAUCAUUACCUGCCGGAGGGCCUGCGGCGCCGCUUCCUGCAGACGUUCUUCAUCAGUCCCUGUCUGCCCCGUGCGCUGCGGCCAGGCCAGCCCGGCCCCGCCCCCACCCAGGACGCAGCGCCAGACCCAAGCCCGACCCCAGGCCAUUCCCCAGCUGCCGACCGGUGA